GACUCCUCUUCCGCAGAUCGCGGAUUCUGUUUUCGAUCUAUCGGAUCUACAUCACCUACAUCAUCUUUACUCUAUGGCCGAUCAAGAUCUGUGGUAUUCUCUGCAGAAUCUUAACUUAGGUUCUGAAAGAGCUCCAUUGAAGCUUUCAUCUGAAGCCAAGAAUAGGAGAGAUGCUGAGCAUCAACUUAGUCUAGUAGUUAAAGGUCUCCAUCCAUCACAGAAUCCUGCAGGAAUCAAAGUCAUGAUGCCGAAAAUAUGGAAGCUUGAAGGAAGAAUCACUAGCAGAAUCAAUGACGACGGAUCUGUCCAAUUCUUCUUCAAACGUGAACAUCAACUUCUUACAGUAUUGGACAACGGUCCAUGGACUUACAAAGACUGGCUAGUUGUGGUUGAUCGAUGGUCCCGACGCCAGUAUCCAGACUUCCUUCGAAUAAUUCGCUUCUGGGUCAGAAUUCUAAAUCUCCCUGAUGAUUCCAGGAAUGAGCGUAUGAUUGAUGAAAUCGGAGGAGUCUUAGGCCAUGUUGAGGAAGUUCACAUCCAACAACCAUCAGCAGACAAGCCUGGUGAAGUAUGGGUCAGGAUUCCAUUUGAUAUUUCAGGAAAGCUGCUUUUUGCCAGAUACUUCCAAUUGGACGACUCUGGAAAUCCAACUCUUAUCCGUUACAUUUAUGACAAGCUCCGACGAUUUUGUUCCAUCUGUGGUAGCCUCACUCAUCAAGCUUCUGGCUGCAAUUCUCAAAUCCCAGAAGCAGAGCCACUACAACUUCCUGCUCCUAUUCAAGGCCCACAUCCUGAAGGCUCUCCUGCAAUUGGUAAUCAACAGGUUGAUGAACCACAUACACCCACAGAUGUGGCGGAUGACACUAUGGGAGAAACAGUUGGGUCUAAUCUGCAAAUGGAUGUUUCAGAAAAUCAGACAUACAAUGCUGCACAAGGGGAAUACAUGGAUUUCACGCAUCCAGGUGACAUUACAGAUAGAGUUAAUCAAACUUUUGCAGUUCGCGAAAUUGGAUCUGCAUCUGUUCCAGUUCAGGAUCGAGGAACUAAACGCAAGAACAUGGAGGAUGCUGAUGAAGAUGAAGUCUCUACUUCAAGGAGAAAACCGAAUGAAACUCUUUCAAAACAGGCUCAAGGGGAGGAUAUCACUUAUACAUAUAGGCCUGAUAUCCUGUUCCUCGUAGAAACAAAAAAUAAGGAUAGCUUUGUAGAAAAGCUCGGCGCGGAUCUCCAGUUUCCCCACCAUUUUCUAGUUUCUCCGGAUGGCUUAAGUGGAGGAUUAGCAAUUUUUUGGCAAGACUCAGUGAAGUGUGAUUUUCUAGGCACUCCCACGCUUCACUUUACGGAUCUUAUAGUAUCGGAAGGGCCAAUAUCUUUUUGCGUCACAUACAUCUACGGGAAUCCAGUGAGAGGCUUAAGGCAGCAGCUUUGGAGACGCAUCUCAACUCUUGCUCAAACAAAUUUAUAUGGCAAUAAACCAAGGCUGAUGCUAGGGGAUCUUAAUGAAAUCCAAAAUAAUGAUGAGAAAUUUGGAGGUCCAAUCAGACCAGAAUGGCAGUUUGCUCACUUUCGCCACAUGUUAAACAUCUCGGGUUUACAUGACGUCAAGACAUUUGGGGGUAUAUAUACAUGGAGAGGCAACAGACAAGGAGGAGAAGUUAAAGAAAAACUGGAUAGAGCAGUUGCAAAUGCGGAAUGGCAGGAUCUAUUUCCUAAAGCUUAUGCUCAACUUUUAAAAUGGUGUGGUUCUGAUCACAGGCCGCUACUAAUUAAUACAGUAGAUCGUAAAUGGCGAGGAGGUAAGCAAUUCAGGUAUGACAACAGAUGGAGACUCAAUCCAGAAGUGAAGCAAGUAAUCUCUCAAGCAUGGGUCCAAAGAUGCAGUCAUCUUCCUCCUCAAAGUUUUAAUGAGGCUCUUAAAAGAUGCAGAGACAGUCUCUCCCAAUGGAAAGCAAACAAUCUCUGCAAUUCUAAGAAGCGAAUACAUGAACUACAGGAAGCUCUACACAAAGCGUAUGCUUCUUACUCCAUAGAUUACAAUCACAUUGCUGAAAUUAAAUCUAAGUUGCAAACAGAAUAUAGGUUGGAAGAAGAGUACUGGUACACAAAAAGCAGGAUUCAAUGGCUUAAUGCAGGUGAUAAGAACACUCAGUUCUUUCACGCAAAAACCAAGCAAAGAAGGAGCUACAAUCGGAUAACUUCGAUUCAAGAUGCUACUGGAUACUUGCACACCAAUGAAAAAGAUAUUCAGGGAAUUAUCACUUCCUACUUUUCUGAUAUAUACUCUUCUUCCUGCAGAGCUAACUUGGAUCAAGUCUUGCAACACAUUUCCCCCAAAGUUACUCCAGAGAUCAAUCAAAAGCUAACUGCUCCAAUCACAGAGGAAGAAAUACACCAAGCUCUUUGUCAAAUGAAUGAGAACAAGGCACCAGGACCUGAUGGACUAACUGCAGGCUUCUUUAAGCAACACUGGAAUACUAUUAAAGCAGCAAAUGAAGUAGAGGCGGGUCAUCUUCUCAGCCUCCUACACAAAUAUGCAGAGGCUUCUGGGCAGCAAGUCAAUUUUCAGAAAUCAGCUAUCCUCUUUGGUAAGAAUGUUCCUCAAGAUAUUCAACAAAAUAUUACUAGGAUAACUGGAAUCAAUCGUGUAGGAGGUUUUGGGAAGUACUUAGGACUGCCUGAAUUGGUGGGAAGAAACAAGUGCAGCAUUUUCUCUUAUAUAACUCAACGAGUUCAAACUAAGCUUGAUAGUUGGUACUCGAAAUUAUUAUCUCCUGCGGGCAAAGAAGUUUUAAUCAAAUCAGUCGCUACAGCCUUACCUACCUAUUGCAUUGGUUGGAUUCUACAAGACGGGCAAGCUAAACACAUUCUCAAGGGAUCAUCGUCAAUUGCAGCCACAGAAUCACCUUUAGAGACAGAAGCCAUAGCUCUCAAGGAAGCUAUUCUACGAAUGAAGAUGCUGGGCUAUGAUCAUGUUACUUUCUGUGGGGAUUCUGCACAAAUAUAUCGAUACCUGGAUAAUUCAUGCAAGUCUAGAAGUAAUCUCCCACGACCACCGGCUGCUAUUCAAGGACACUUAGAGGAUAUCAAGGCCUUGGCGUAUAGCACUUACAUGUUUAAGCACAUUGGGCGUCAAGACAACACUCAUGCUGAUUUUCUGGCAAAACAAGCCAGAACCAAUGUCUCUCCUUAUGUAAUUUCAUAUAUCCUCUGAUGUGUGUAACAAAAACGAUGUAUCCUG
Molecule: messenger RNA, 3238 nt
Organism: Arabidopsis arenosa
Lineage: Eukaryota; Viridiplantae; Streptophyta; Magnoliopsida; Brassicales; Brassicaceae
Source: the annotation of a GenBank genome assembly